Messenger RNA from Rhizopus microsporus ATCC 52813, 564 nucleotides. RefSeq lists its product as uncharacterized. The transcript has a single exon. The coding region runs from base 1 to 564 and encodes 187 amino acids. NCBI's taxonomy places the organism in Eukaryota, Fungi, Mucoromycota, Mucoromycetes, Mucorales, Rhizopodaceae. Gene Ontology annotation, cellular component: cytoplasm. Gene Ontology annotation, biological process: mitochondria-nucleus signaling pathway; negative regulation of transcription by RNA polymerase II; regulation of nitrogen utilization. The record is from RefSeq and is a predicted model, not a curated record.
AUGUAUUAUUAUUCAUCUUCAAAUGAAAUCCAUUUGCCAUUGUUGAUCAAGAAUACAUUAGCAGAGCAUUCCUUACCUUGGAAUAAUCUCGACCAACUAUCCUCUUUAUGGGCCAUUUUCACAAAAUGCAAGUCGAAUAUCCAAGAUGGAUUUCGUUUGGAGAACCUGUCUUGGAGGCUGUGGUAUAGACAUUCCGUUUUACAAAAGAAGCAAAAACCAAAUACUGUAGCAGACAUUGAUAUGACUGUAAAGCAACAUACCCUCAAGCGAAGUCGCUCUUUACCUAAUCUGAAUGAACCCAAGUUGAAGUCGAAUAGACGUAAAUUCUAUAUUGAUGAUCACUCACAGCGUCAGCCUCAACCUCAACCUCAACAACAAGAGAUAAUUAAAAAGAAGCCGCUUAUCCGUCGCUCAUCCACAUUACCAAAGCCCGUAUCUCUACUAUCUGAAAUGUUUUCAAGGGCAAAUGCUUCGUCAACUACCGAUCAAACUAAAAGCUCCGGUCUUCGCCGAUGCCAGUCUCGCUAUUGUAGAUUAGAUCAAUUCUUCUUAAAUGCUGCUUAA